Emiliania huxleyi CCMP1516 is the source of this 189-nucleotide messenger RNA. RefSeq lists its product as hypothetical. Gene Ontology annotation, biological process: L-histidine biosynthetic process. Gene Ontology annotation, molecular function: imidazoleglycerol-phosphate synthase activity. The record is from RefSeq and is a predicted model, not a curated record. Lineage: Eukaryota; Haptophyta; Isochrysidales; Noelaerhabdaceae. The transcript has a single exon. The annotation marks the transcript as partial.
AUGACGCGCGUCACCCUGCUCGACUACGGCGCCGGCAACGUGAAGUCGCUCUACAACGCGCUCGUCGCUCUCGGCUGCGAUGUCGAGCAGACGGACAAGCCAGAGGCCGUCGCGUCGGCCGCGAUUCUCUUCUUCCCGGGAGUGGGCGCGUUUGGCUCUUGCAUGGCGAUGCUCGAGCGAAAACAGCUG